GAUAGGCCAGGGGAGUCUCGCGAUACCACACGCAUCUCAUUCGAGAUAAACUGGAGGGAUUUCUGGAGUAUGGAGUAUGUGCAGCUAACACGCUAGCAGAGUUAUAAGAACUUAUCUACAACUAACCUUCUUCUCUUGAAAAAACAAGUCAACAACGAGAAAGUCAAUUUGUGCAUCGCAACACCAGAGAUUCUCAGCAUGGAUUUAGACGAUAACACCACCGUGUUAACAACCUUGAAGUCCUUCAAUUCCUUCAUAAGCAGCUCUGAAGCUCCACAGAGGCUGUCAGAGCAGCCAGCUGGGACUGGAAACCUGCAGAGUCAGUUCAAACGCAGCAUGGAGUUGUUGGAAGCAGCAGAGAGGGUUCAAUCUCAGAAUCGCUACCUUCAGAUGGACCAGGAAAAGAAGCAGAUGGAGCUCAGUCAUAAGCGAGCUCGAUUUGAACUGGAGAGGGCGGCAUCUGAUAGCGCAAGAGACUUGGAGCAUGAGGUUGACAGGAACCAGGACCUCUUGGGAAGAAUCAAAAAGUUGGAGGAGAGAGAGACCGAAGCGGUGAAGAACCUAUCGGAGCAGGUGGAUGCUAAUCGAUCUCUCCGCAAGAAUCUGGAGGGGAUGAACAAGAAACUGGAGGAGAGAGAAAGUAGAUUAAACACUGCUAAUCAGACGAUUAGUUCUUUUAAGGAUGAAAUCAGAGAGCUGAAGCAAAAGAUCCAAAAUCAAGACUUGACAAUUUCUUCUCAAACUCUGGAAAACCAGGAACUGCAGGAGCAGUUAGAUUUACAAAACAGGAAGUACAAAGAAGUGUCACAGCUCUGCCAGAGUCUCCAAGCUGCUCAGUCUUCUUGCUCAGAGCACAUCAUCAAGAUAAAGGAGUUAGAGAGGCGUCUGACCCUCCAGGAACAAGACAUUGCCAUUGUGAAGACUGUGAAGUCUGAAGUGGCAAAGGUGCCAGACCUGGAGAAGGAGUUGAAGCGCCUCAGAGAGGAUAAUGCCUUCCUCAGGGAGAGCAGGGAGAACUGCAGCCUGUUGAAAGAGGAGGUGGAGGGGCUGAGGAGGAAGCUGGAGAGGAUGGAAAAAACAAAAGAAGAACUAGUUAAUAUAGAACUAGAGAAGGAGAGGUUGGCAGAGAAACUCCAUGCCUGGGAAAACCUGGGGCAAUCUACUGGACUCAACAUCAGGAAACCAGAGGAUCUGUCCAGGGAGGUGAUUCAGAUCCAGCAGAGAGAAAUUGCUCUGAAAGAGCAGAACUACACACUCAACAGCCGAGUGAGAAGUGUGGAGCGUUCGCAGUCAGAGCUCCAGGCAGAGCUGACCCAGCAGCGCGGUAAGACAUUGGAGGAGCAGAAGAAGAGAGAGACGCAGGACUCGCUUGUCCGUCGACUACAGAAGAGAGUGCUACUUUUGACCAAGGAGCGAGAUGGAAUGCGUUCCAUCCUAGAGUCCUAUGACAGCGAGUUGGCGCCGACCGAGUACUCCCCUCAACUAAGCAAACGUCUCAGAGAGGCGGAGGACAUUUUGCAGAAGACACAGAACCACAAUGCAGAGAUGGAGGUCCAGUUGACCAAAGCACAGGAGGAGACACGCUCUCUGAAGCUGCAGUUGCAAGCAGUGGAGCUGGAGCUGGAGUCUGUAAAGAAACAGCAGGCCUCUGCUGCUGACGGCAACUCUUCAGUGGCCAAAGAAGAGGUCAGCGUACUCAGACAGAAAAUCGAGGAUUUAGAGGCGGAGCGGCAACGUUUAGAGGAGCAGAACAACAUCCUGGAGAUGAGACUGGAGAGACACAACCUACAGGGAGACUAUGAUCCAGUCAAAACCCAAGUUCUCCACUUCAAAAUGAAUCCCACAAGUGUUGCCAAGCAACAGCGCCAGCAGGAAGUAGAAUGUCUUCGUGAGGAAGUGGCAAGUCUCAGAGAACUGGUGCGCAUGCUGCGGGAAGGAGGCACUGUGGUCCAUUCACAGGACGAGUCAAGCAUGCAAGUCUCCGGCCUCGGCCUCAGUCUGCCGCCAUCCAAGGAGGUGCUGGAUUUACGUAAGCAGAUGGAGAGUUCGGAGCUCAGGAACCAGAGGCUGAAAGAGGUGUUUCAGAGGAAGAUUCAGGAGUUCCGCACAGUCUGCUACCUCCUGACCGGCUAUCAGAUGGAUAUCACCACUGAGAACCAGUACAGACUCACUUCAGUCUAUGCAGAGCACAUGGACGACUCCCUGCUAUUUAAAAAGAGCUCCAAUGGCAGCAUGCAGCUCAUGGAAACCGAGUUCUCCAAAACUCUGGAUGAGAUGGUGGCGCUUCAUCUGCAUCACCAGAAGAGCCUCCCAGCAUUCCUCUCAGCUGUGACUCUUGAUCUCUUCAGCCGACAAACCACAAUCUGAAGUAAUCUGACACCAACUCAGACACUGGGUUGACAAAUUUCUCAUGGGAUUAUGAUGAUUUUUUUUCCUGUUUCUUCUUUUUCUUUCUCAUCCGACAUUCACACAGCGUAAGAAACUCGCUGGUGUUUCUCAGACUCUCUGACAUGAACGGUGCAGUCGGUGCUGUGCUUUGGAUAAAAACACCUUGUUUUGUGGAAAGCUUCUAUCGUUCACUUAGGCUUAGACAGCAAACUUCAUAUCUCUAUUUGUUCUCUGAAUAUUUCAUCAAUAAACUUUUUUUAAAAACAUUUUUCUGAACACCAGAACAAGGUUGUCUUUAAGUUGAAGCACAUAUGCCCAUUUGUCUGUGGAGUUUUCUUUUUGUUUGUUUUUUUUUACAGUGGUUUUGUGUUUCUUUGGAUCUGCAGAAGAUGUCUUUUGCGAGGCGAGGUCUUUGGUGUACAUUCUGCCUUUACUGCUUUCUCUCUGGGACCUUUAAAUAAAAGGCUUUGCAGACAGUCGAUGUUUUUGGGUUACAGCUAGUCCUAACCAGGAAGACAUGAAAUCCUCUAAAAUACAAAAUCUUUUUUUUUUACAUUCUUUUACAGAGUUAAUCAGAUUUUAAAGCAGUUAUCAACAGUAUCCUAUUUAGUUAUGUCAUUUUAUUUAUUUAUUUUAAAUCAUUUAGUUAUUUGAAUCAAUACAGUAUGUGUCUUGAUUUGCUAAAGAAAAAGUCUUGAGAGGUUUCCCGCCCUCGUCUCUCCCAUAGGGUGUCAUGUUAGGGCGCGGUCACACUGGCCAUCUGUUACGUGCCGUACUCGAGCACGAUUGGCCCCCCGCUGCGCCAUUCCCACGCUGGCCGGCACGGCCCACGAUGACACUACACAGGAUUAUCCGUGCUUAAGCACGAUUACCUCUUGUACAUAACGUCGUAAUACAACGCAUGCACGCUUUAUGUUAUUAUGAAGCGUGCUCAGUUAACAUAGUCAGAGAGAGAGAGAGAAUCAUCACUCUUCUUGUUGGGACUUUAUUAAGCUGGUCUGUAAUCAUUUUAAAUGAAUAUUAGAACAGAAACACAUUAGAAUUGUGUGGAGCUAUUCUAGAUAAAAAAAACUCAGAUGGAGAGAAGUCUGUUCGCAAAAUGCAAAUGCAGGUAAUUUUGUUCUGUUGGAUAACCUCAAAAUCAAAACACAUAUGACUGUCACUUACAGUACUGUUAAAUAAAGAUGAACAGAGACACUGCUGAACAACAUUUUUACUUGGGGCUAGAAAACCAACUUCUUACAUGAAAACAGUUUUACACAGUGUACACAUUCUCCUCACCUACUUGAUACAUUUUUAUUGGUAUAUUUUAAAGUCAUCAAACAAAGCUAAAACACUGACAUUCAUAUUACCAUGGAUGCUAAACUGUUUAAAAAGUAAAAAACUCAAAAUGUUUUUUUCUUCCCGUUAAUACAUGGAAAAAGUGCGUGGAUAUGAAUUGGAUUUUUUAAAAACAACAAUCAUUGAAUAUCCCCUGCAUUGUAGUUGGUUUUGAUUGUGCCUGUGUGCAUUGGUACGAGUACAAACACCAGAUUAGACCAGAGAAAUAUUAGGCAGUAAUAAAAAGUAAUGGCACAAGCACACAUGGGGGUGAGGAGGCAGCAAGGGAGCAAUCCAAUAAAAGUGAGAAACAAAAGGAAGUGAACUGAGAAUAAAACCACUUAUCACAGCCGUAAUAUAAGAUCUCCAGCUGAGGCAGCCGUAUGUCUCAAGAGAAAACAUAUUCCCCUCUAUGGUACAUGCCACAUACUGUCCUUGUUUUUUUUAUACUGUUUCUUUUCUCCACACACUCAUUACUUUUCACAACACAGCACAUCCUCUGCACACUCUGCAGCUCUCACCUAGAAGUGAUAUUUUACAGGCUUUCAUAUGAGCUGUGCAAAAUAAACAAAAACAAACAAGCUCCUUCUGCACUGCCUGAUGAAAUAACGAUAUAUCAUUUUUGUCAGCAUCUGAUAAGAUAACUGUAUCCUCUUGAUGUUUAACAUUUGAAUUUCCACUGUAAUAAAUAAAGCAAGUGUGGAACUGA
Messenger RNA from Labrus mixtus (cuckoo wrasse), 4417 nucleotides. It is a transcript of the gene mad1l1, whose product is annotated as mitotic arrest deficient 1 like 1. Gene Ontology annotation, cellular component: kinetochore; mitotic spindle; nuclear envelope. The record is from RefSeq and is a predicted model, not a curated record. Gene Ontology annotation, biological process: attachment of mitotic spindle microtubules to kinetochore; mitotic spindle assembly checkpoint signaling. Bases 199 to 2367 code for a protein of 722 amino acids. Lineage: Eukaryota; Metazoa; Chordata; Actinopteri; Labriformes; Labridae. The transcript has 18 exons.